UCUUUUCUCACCACUGUCUGUCCUGGCUCAAACUAGAAAAGAUUCCCCCCACUUCCUCUCUCUUUCUUCUUAUCCCUCAAAAGUUAAACAAUCCCACUUAAUUUAAUGGUUGACCAACUUCUAUUCUAUUCUAUCCUCUCUUCUUCUCAGACUUUUCUGUUCCCAUGAACUCUGCUUCAUUUUCCCAAUAAUAACAAGUACUCUUUUCCAAACUCCAAACCAAACUUAAUUUGCUUCUUUCCCAACAAAAAAAAGAAGAAGAAAAAAGGUCCCCAUCUGGGUCUUUCUGCAUCAAAUUCAUAUUCCUCAAAAAAAAAAAAAAAAUCAUCCCAUCCAACUUUCUGAUCCAAAGAUCUCAACUUUUUUCACUCUUUAUCUUAAAGAUUCAAUCUUUACCAAGUCAAACCCAAGUUUCUUCUGAUCCAAACUGGAAUUUCAACACCCAAGAUUGUAAAUUUCAGAAGAAGAAGAAGAGAUGGGUUGUUGUGCAAGCAAAAGUAGAGAAAUAAAGCCAAAAUACAAUGGUGGGGGUCAUUACCAGAAGACCCAUGAUCCAAUUAUCCACCAAUCCAAACCCUCAGUUCCACAAUCCCACGACAACCAAGUACCUGAAAAACGACCUGUAGUUUCCCACCAAGACCACCAACCCCAUCACCACCAAGACCAAUACCAACCCUUUGUGCUCAACAAGCCAUCUGUCCAAAUCCGGAGCCCAAAACACAUCCAGAGAACAGACACAAUCCUAGGGAAGCCAUUUGAGGACAUUAAGAACCACUACACAUUCGGAAAAGAGCUGGGCAGAGGCCAGUUUGGGGUGACUUAUCUUUGCACUGAGAAUUCCACUGGUCGUUUAUACGCCUGCAAGUCAAUAUCAAAGAGGAAGCUUGUGAGCAAAAACGACAAGGAGGACAUGAAGAGGGAGAUUCGGAUUAUGCAGCACUUGAGUGGCCAACCCAACAUUGUGGAGUUCAAAGGGGCUUAUGAGGACAAGCAAUCUGUUAAUCUUGUGAUGGAGCUUUGUGCUGGUGGGGAGCUUUUUGAUAGGAUUAUUGCAAAGGGCCAUUAUAGUGAGAGAGCCGCUGCUUCUAUUUGUAGGGCCAUUGUGAAAGUUGUCCAUAAUUGUCAUUUCAUGGGGGUGAUGCAUAGGGACUUGAAGCCUGAGAAUUUCUUGCUCUCUAGUAAGGAGGAGAAUGCCCUUUUGAAGGCCACUGAUUUUGGGCUCUCAGUGUUCAUUGAAGAUGGAAAGGUGUAUCGUGAUAUCGUUGGGAGUGCUUACUACGUUGCUCCUGAAGUACUGAAACGAAAAUACGGGAGAGAGAUGGAUAUUUGGAGUGCAGGAGUUAUAUUGUAUAUUUUACUCAGUGGUGUACCCCCAUUUUGGGCUGAAACUGAGAAGGGCAUUUUUGAUGCCAUAUUGCAAGGAGAAAUUGACUUUGUUAGUGACCCCUGGCCAAGCAUCUCAAGCAGUGCCAAGGACCUGAUCUGCAAAAUGUUGAAGCAGGAUCCUAAGAAGCGAAUUACUCCGUCUGAUGUUCUAGAGCAUCCAUGGAUAAGAGAAGGUGGUGCACCAGACAAACCAAUUGAUAGCGCAGUUCUUUCUAGGAUGAAGCAAUUCCGAGCAAUGAACAAGCUGAAAAAACUUGCUUUCAAGGUUAUCGCCGAAAAUCUUUCUGAAGAAGAGAUCCAAGGGCUGAAGGCCAUGUUCACCAACAUAGACACUGACAACAGCGGCACUAUCACCUAUGACGAACUGAAGUCAGGAUUGGCCCGACUUGGUUCUAAGCUGACGGAGACUGAAGUCAAGCAACUCAUGGAAGCGGCUGAUGUGGAUGGAAAUGGAACAAUUGACUACAUUGAAUUCAUAACUGCAACAAUGCAUAGACACAGGCUAGAGAGAGAGGAACAUCUUUUCAAAGCUUUUCAAUUUUUUGAUAAAGACAGUAGCGGGUUUAUCACUAGAGAUGAACUAGAAACAGCAAUGAAAGAUUAUGGAAUGGGUGACGAAGCCACAAUAAGAGAAAUAAUUUCCGAAGUUGACACGGACAAUGAUGGAAGGAUCAACUAUUCGGAAUUCUGUGCAAUGAUGAGGAGUGGGACGCAGCAUCAGGGAAAGCUCUUUUAAUAUAUCAAUCUGUAAUUUUACCAUUCUCACUUCCAAAGACAACACUUGCAUAAGUUCACAGAGAGGCCUUUGAGCCAUCUCAGUGACAAAUCUAUAGUUGAGAGAUGUAUUAUGCCAUUGAAUAUAGGGAAACAUUUUCCAGUUUGGAUUUGAUUUUGGACUUCGACUUCAAUGAGUUUGUGCAUAACAAGUCACACUAUCGUUUAAAUUAGUUUGUUGUUUCAAUGAAUUUAUAAUAAUUUCCAAUAUGUUGAUACUUGAA
Morus notabilis is the source of this 2384-nucleotide messenger RNA. Its product is annotated as calcium-dependent protein kinase 2. Gene Ontology annotation, molecular function: calcium ion binding; calcium-dependent protein serine/threonine kinase activity; calmodulin binding. Bases 476 to 2122 code for a protein of 548 amino acids. Gene Ontology annotation, cellular component: nucleus; cytoplasm. The transcript is spliced from 8 exons. The record is from RefSeq and is a predicted model, not a curated record. NCBI's taxonomy places the organism in Eukaryota, Viridiplantae, Streptophyta, Magnoliopsida, Rosales, Moraceae. Gene Ontology annotation, biological process: intracellular signal transduction; peptidyl-serine phosphorylation; protein autophosphorylation.